Messenger RNA from Jatropha curcas, 3828 nucleotides. It is a transcript of the gene ATSPO22, whose product is annotated as Tetratricopeptide repeat (TPR)-like superfamily protein. NCBI's taxonomy places the organism in Eukaryota, Viridiplantae, Streptophyta, Magnoliopsida, Malpighiales, Euphorbiaceae. The record is from RefSeq and is a predicted model, not a curated record. Gene Ontology annotation, biological process: meiotic cell cycle; regulation of synaptonemal complex assembly. Gene Ontology annotation, molecular function: protein binding.
AAUGAAGUUUUAUUGCAGCAGAUGAGAUGAAUUUAUCUUGUAAUUAAUUGUUCAGCUUGCUGAAUAUCUUCUGCGGAAACCAGCACAGCCGUCAACUGAUGCUGAUCCUGCUACUGAAUGAUGGUGAAAGAACUCGUGUUGCUUCCAUUUAAUCAGAAAACAAUUAAAGCAGGCUUUGCUUUAUUUGCAGUCAAUUUAAUCUUAUUGUUUUUUCGCAUUGAACUGAUGAUGUUCAGUUAUUUGGUACAGUUUUGGCAAAAAAAAUUUUGGUUAACUGAACUGAAGAUUUCAUACGGUGUCGUUUUGCAGUGAGCCGGACCGAACUGUGUCCGGUUCUUAUUCUAAAUGGUUUGCAUCAGUUACUAAUAAUACAGAACUUCGAUUAUUCAGUUUUGUAUUUCAGAACUGAAUUGCUUGAAUGAAACAAAAUUCAAUAACUGUAUUUUUAUUGUCAACAUAAUCUAAAAUUAUUCUGUUGAAACGCAAUUUCAACCUAACACCAAAUAUUAUUUUAUUGAUUAAAAUAUUUUUAAAGUGAAUCUCAUAUAUUUUAAUCGUGAAAACUAUAAAAUAAAAACAAUGCACAAUUGCUUGUUCUCAGUAAUAUUCAAAAUAAUUUUAACUAUAAUGCAAAUAGGCUCUAGUAAUGGGACCAAGUCUGCAUUGGCCCAAUAAAUGAGCAUUGGGCCGUUUUUAUCAAGUUCGACUUGUGACCGAAUAUAAUAAAUAAAUAUAAUGUCGAUUUGGUACCAAUGUUCUCAAAAAUCCCCAUCUUGUCCUCUUGGCAGGACAAACAAAAUCUUUCCCUCCAAAGCCCAUAACGAUUCACACUUUCGCUCCUUCCUAUUCAAAAAUUUCAAAUUUCUCUCUCUAUCUCUGCAAACAAUUUACCGUGGAAAAUGAGGAUUUCAGAGAUAUCUUCGCCGGACCUCCGGCGAUCCAACCAAGAUGGUCAAUCCAAUCACAAUGAGAAUCACCAUCACCAUCACUUCGUCUCUCAAAUCGAGUCCCUAAUCAAACAGACCGAAAACACCUCUCCUUCCAACCCCCUCCCAGAAGCCAUCUCUUCUGAUCUCCGUCGAAUCCUUUCUGAGCUGAGUCAAUUCGGUCCUUUCCCUAACUCGCUUAAGCUCCAAAUCUGGAAGCUCAGCUAUCGUUUAUGGAAUGCCUGUGUCGACAUUUCCAACGCGGCUUCCAUCAAGCCUUCAUCCUCCGCAUCCAUCACCGAACACCACGCAGUUCUUCGACAUAUCGCAGCCGACAUGCUCUCCCUUGCUGGCGACGUCGUAGGUGUUCCAUCUCCAGCAAUCAAGUCCACCUCGUUCUACUAUAAGACUGGCCUUGUUUGGCAUGAUCUAAGAAAGUUUGAUCUCGCUUCCACUUGCUUUGAAAGAGCUACAGAUAUUGUUUCAAAGAUCGAUAUAGCAAGAAUAUCGGAUUCAGGAGAGAGAAAAUUACUCUUAGAUUUGAACCUCGCGCGAUCUCGAACUGCUUGGGAAGUAUCGGACCGAAAUCUUGCGAUUACGUUAUUAAAUCGGUCAAAAACUCUGCUUUUCGGGUCGUCGGAUCACUACAAGCUGCUAGCAGUUCAGUACUUGUCAUUUGGCAAGAGCGUGUUAUCCAAGAACGAGAGUAAUGCUUUCAGUGAAGCGUUGAAGCUCCUGAACGAAGCUCUAGAUCUAUGCGAGAAGGGAUGCAAUGCAUCGAGAAGACGAGAACAAACAAUGGAGCUCAAGGAAUUGAAGUCCAAAGCACUCCGGUUCAUCUCAGCGGUACACUUGCAAAAAGGAGAGUGUGAGAGUGUGAUUAAAUGCGUUAGGAUAUUGAGAGAAGGCAGUGACGGUGGUGAACAACACGCUAGUCUCCCUGUAUUGGCGAUGAAGGCAUGGUUGGGAUUAGGGAGAUUUGAAGAGGCGGAAAAGGAGCUGAGGGGCAUGGUUGUGAAUAAGGGAAUUCCUGAAAGCGUUUGGGUUUCGGCAGUGGAGGCAUACUUUGAGGCGGCGGGUACAGCAGGGGCGGAGACCACUAAGGGAUUGUUUUUGGGUCUUUUAGGAAGAUGCCACGUAAGCGCUAGCGCCGCAGUUAGGGUUGCUCACAGGGUAACUGGAGAUGGGUUUGGUGGUGGAGAAGGGUCAAGAGUGAGGGCCAAGGUGGUGACGGAACUGGCGUCUGAUGAGAGAGUGCUAGCGCUUUUUGCAGGCGAGGCAGCGGCCAAAGAAAGGAAAGCAAUGCAUGCUGUUCUUUGGAAUUGCGCUUCAGAGCAUUUCAGAUCAAAAGAUUACAAGAUGAGUGCAGAUUUGUUCGAGAAGUCAAUCCUUUACAUUCCACAUGACAUAGAGAACAGAGUUCUCCGAGCCAAGGGCUUUAGAGUUUUGUGUCUCUGCUACCUUGCACUCAAUCAGCUUGAUAGAGCCCUGGAAUACAUCAAUGAAGCUGAAAAGCUUGAACCCAAUACUGCCAGUGCUUUUCUCAAGUUCAAGAUCUUCCUGCAACAAAACAACUAUACCGGUGCUAUCAAUCAGAUACAGGCAAUGAAAACUUGCCUUGAUUUCACUCCAGACUUUCUUUCCCUUUCAGCCCAUGAAGCUAUUGCUUGUCAUGCUCUUUCCGUUGCAGUUGCCUCUUUAUCCAAUCUCCUGAAUUUCUACAACUCAGGAAAUCCCAUGCCAACAACAGAGGUUGAAGUGUUUCGAACUUUAAUCACAAUCCUCUCUAAGGAACCUGAUAAUGAAUCAGAAGUGCUCAAGUUCAUGAAAUGGGCUCAUGCCAGAGCAUCUGAGCUUGGGAAUGAAUGCUUUUUUGGAAAAGGAGAAGUUGGCAGACGAGAACAAAAUUGGUUUGCAGUAACUUCAUGGAAUUUUGGUAUAACUUGUGGGAAGGAGAAGAAGUAUGAAUUAUGUACAGAAUUUUUAAUACUGAUAUCAGAAUUCAGCGCUGGUCUUAUUGAUGGAAAAAUGGAGGAAAACAGUGUUAUGGUCUGUAAAUCACUGAUAUUGACAGUAUCUGCCAUGAUAGCAUCGGAGAAUCAAAAGAAAGUUGCAUUGAUGGACAGUGAAGUUAAACAUGCUGUUCAACUGUUAGAUAAAGCAGGGAAGAUGCUAACUUCAUUGGGAGCUGGAUUUACUGACGAUAAAAUUACUACAAUCGAACCAAAGUUUUACUUCAUGUACACCUUCAAUGCUUAUAAUAUACAUGGAAGACUCGACAAUUCAGGGUCGCAACAACAACUCCACCUUGUAAAGAGUUUUGCCAACUCAAAGGCUUGCAAUCCAAAGUAUCUUCUCCAGAUUGGCCUUAAUGCUUCACAGGGUCCACAGUCUAACCCUGAGGUAGCCAUCUUUGCUCUAAAUGAGUGCCUUUCAGCUCUACUUUCGUCUCCCUCAACAGAUUAUCAAGACAUUGCUCUUAUAGUUCGAACACUAAUUGUUGUAGCAAGCAUUCACAAGGGUGAUUCAGAUGAUGAUGUUGUGUAUAAUAUGUACAAGCAAGCAUAUAGGAUAAUGGUCGGGUUGAAGGAAGGUGAGUAUCCAAUCGAGGAAAGAAAAUGGCUUGCAAUGACUGCAUGGAAUCGAGCAGCAGUGCCAGUGAGGCUGGGGCUUGUUGAUGCUGCAAAAAAAUGGAUGAAUGUUGCACUGGAGCUUACCAGGAAGGUUUUAGGAAUGGAGACUUACAUGGCAUGUAUGGAGGAUUUUGUUGCUGCUUUUGGAAAGAAAUUUCAUUUGCAGAAUAAAGAUUAACAUACUUGCCUACUAGUAUAAUGUGUACAUCUUGUAAAGAUUAUUGACAAUAUAUUGCAGGCAGAAGUACUGAAGAGUACUAUUUGUAUAA